UUUAAUCAGUAGCAAAAGUUGAGUCAUUCCGAAUGCAUUCAAACAAUAAAAAUCAAGUUUAUUAUUCCCAAAUGUUUAAAGGGAAAAACGAAAUCACGUAUUAUAGUACUGAACUACCAUUAAAAACAGUUAUACAAACAUUUGAUUUUAAAAAUACUGAUGAAGCUCUCUUUAUUUGUGAUUUAACCAAAAUUAAGGAGAAAUAUAUUACUUGGCGAAAGUAUAUGCCCCGUGUUAAGCCUUACUAUGCUAUUAAGUGCAACGACGAUGAAUUAGUUAUUAAGACCCUUGCCGACUUGGGUACUGGUUUUGACUGCGCUUCGAAGAACGAAAUUAAACAAAUUCUUAACAUCGGUGUUCAACCGGAACGCAUUAUCUUCGCUAAUCCUUGCAAGCUGACGUCGCAUAUAAAAUAUGCUAGAUCCAAUCAAGUACUAAAUGGCACCGUGGACAAUGAAUUUGAAAUAUAUAAGCUUCAUAAAUACUACCCGCAAUCAAAUUUAAUAAUACGUUUUCGAUGCGAAGCUGCAGAAGUUCAAUGUCCUUUAGGCGAAAAGUUUGGUUGCGAUGCUGAGCAAGAUGCUAGCGCUUUAAUGCUUUUGGCGAAAAGCUUACAGUUAAAUGUCAUCGGCAUUAGCUUUCACGUGGGCUCUGGUUGUAAAGAUUUUCCUGCGUAUGAUCGUGCUAUCAGUAUAGCUAAGAAACUUUUCAAAUUUGGUGGAUUGCUUGGUUACGAUAUGGAUUUGCUUGAUAUUGGCGGUGGUUUUCCCGGUAGUAGCGACGAAAAUUUUAAAGUCAUUGCUGCUAUAGUUAAUAAGUCUUUAAAUCGUCAUUUCCCUGAUCGAAAAGUUAAUGUUAUUGCAGAACCAGGACGAUUUUUCGUUGCUGCUGCUUAUACCUUGAUUUGUAAAAUUUAUGCAAAACGUGAAGUCCGUUCCCCAUACGAUAAUAAAUUAUUAAGGAAAAUGUACUAUUUGAACGAUGGCGUCUACGGUUCCUUCAACUGUAUUUUAUAUGAUCAUCAGGAAGUUACUGUGAAUCAUUUUCUGGGCAAAGACAGCUAUUUGCCGAGCUUCAAAACACUGAUAUGGGGACCAACCUGCGACGCUUUGGACAAGACAGAAAGGCACGCAGAUGGACAGAUGAAAAAUUCUUAAAUGGAUUCGAUAUUUAAUGUGGAUAAAGAAUAAAUACACCUCAUGGGGUCGUUGCGCUUCCUUUUGGAUUUUACAAACGCUUUGUCGAAAUAAACAUACCGUGAAAUAUUUAAAAACCACCAAAAGCCUCUUUUUUUUGCGUGAAAUAAAUCGAAAUAAAACGCAAAUAACUGUUAACAAAGGUUAUAAGAUGAAAUUCGCUAGCAACCGAGCAAAGUUCUCUGUUUCAUAUACCGCUUAUGUCAUGUGUUCUAAUUUUUUUCGAAUUUGUUGUCUAAUCCCCUUAAAAAUUUUUUUCAUUGAUAGUUAAAUGAAAUCUUUAAUAUUUAGAUGACUUUAAUUUUCGCAGGUACCGCUGUUCAUUUUUUCUUCAGUUUUACUAUUCACACAAUCUACAAUCUAUAACAAGUACACUACCUUUAAAUUUUUCCUCACAUAUUAUUGUGUGUGUUUUUUUUUGUUUUUCUAUGCGAGCUAGAGGUAGAAAUCUUUCAAAGAUACUACUGUCAGCAAUAUAGACGAUUCCCCUGCAUGGCGCCUAGUUAAUAACAAUGCCACCCAUGUACAUCUCUCAUCCACUGCCCACACUUCAUCUUCUCUCCACCCUCUGUCUUUCUAGGUGUCUUAGUUCUUGUAGCACUUUUUUUCUAAACUGCUCGUGUUAUAGACCUUGUUACCGCCAAUCAUCUGCUGCAGUAUCUCACUCGGCCCUAUUUAGCGUGAACCAAGCUAAAACUUUUUUCAGUGACCCAAAGCUUGCUUCAUAUCUUCCUUUAUAUCCGCGCAAUCUGUGCAGUUUGGCUAUCAUGCCUGAAUUUGUGCAGAUACUCCGGAAACAGUCACAACCAGUCGGGUCAUGCGUAAGGUAAUAAUCUACGUCCUCGAUUGGCUUUCGGCCUAUCGCGUUGUGUAAGGGGUGAGAACGCACGCCCACCUUCCUUUUGUUUUUCUUUUUCAACAUGGUUGUAAUAUUCUAAUCGAGAUUAGCCACCUGUCUUUGUUGUGGCUUUUUGAGUUGUCUCACAAUAAUAGGUAUGUUUUUCAUUGAUCAAUUUCAUUUGAUCUGGAUACCGACUCAGGCUGGUUUCCGUUUAAGUGGAACGGCUCUUCGUCUUAUUUGGAAAAAUAUUCUGUCGGAUUAGAAGGACCAAUGUCAUCAGAUAGCACGGGUACAGAAUGGUCGUCUCUUUUAUAGGAUCCAUCCCUCCGUGACCUUUGACAUCUUCUCGGGUGACAACUUCUCCAUAUGGAAAAUUAAAAUACUUAGAAACUUGAGUAAUCACGUGUUCGACAAACACUACUUAAAAAUGCUCCGAGUCAUAGCUUAUUAUACAUGUUGAAAGUCGAUAUUAUUAGACAGUCUUCGAAUAU
This is a messenger RNA of Glossina fuscipes, 2528 nucleotides long. Its product is annotated as ornithine decarboxylase 1-like. Bases 33 to 1157 code for a protein of 374 amino acids. NCBI's taxonomy places the organism in Eukaryota, Metazoa, Arthropoda, Insecta, Diptera, Glossinidae. The record is from RefSeq and is a predicted model, not a curated record. The transcript has 7 exons. Gene Ontology annotation, cellular component: cytoplasm. Gene Ontology annotation, molecular function: ornithine decarboxylase activity.